ACUGAAACGAACGACGGUUCUUUCUUAUAAUUAUAACAAGUACAACUCUCUCUCUCUCCCGGCAAAUCAAAGACAUCAGAAAAAUUCAAUUGGCACGUCCAUGCAUUAAUUCCAAAUUCACUCGUUUUAAAAGACUUGUCUCCAUUUAACGUGCGAACCAUCCCAGAAGUCACUUCCUCACCCUUUGGCCGUUGCCUUGUUCUUGAAGUCUCUACCUUUCACCCUUGACUUUGCUCUCUCUGCUAUUUCCAACCACCCAAAAGCCUUCUUUUUGUUGCUGACUUGUUUCUUCUUCUUGUUCAGCUCUUAAGUAAAAUCCCAAGCUAGAAGGCUAAAACUAGUGUAUAACACAAGGGACUGGUUCAGCUCCCAUGUUUGGAGUUCCCGAAUCUUUGAUUUUCUUUUGCUUUAUGUAAUCUGAAGCUUCUUGUUUCAAUCCCCUGUAUUGAGGUCAACGUACAAGGAGUCCAUGCCUUUUAAUGUUCUCCAACAAGUAUAAAACAAAAAAAAAGGAUCCAAAUCUAUCCAUUAAACUGAGUUUGAAACUGACACUUGGUUGCUAAUCCACUCCCAGAUACAUAUAUAAAAACUAGGCUGUUAAUUUGUCCCUCCAACAUAUAUAUUGUAUCAGUAUAUCUUCUCCCUGUCAGAUUUUUGCUGGCAGCUACUUAUUGACAAUGAACAAUCUCAAGCUAGGAGUAGAGGUUGUGAGUGCUCAUGACCUUGUGCCCAAAGAUGGGCAAGGAUCAUCUAGUACUUAUGUGGAACUCCAUUUUGAUGGCCAGAGAUUUCGGACAACUACUAAAGACAAAGAUUUGAGUCCUUUUUGGAAUGAGAGCUUUUACUUCACCAUCACUGAUCCAAGCAAGUUACCAAGCCUCACUCUUGAAGCCUGUAUCUACCACUACAACAAAGGCAAUUGCUCCAAAGUACUCCUUGGGAAGGUCCGGCUCACUGGAACCUCCUUUGUUCCGUAUUCUGAUGCUGUUCUUUUGCACUACCCUCUGGAAAAGAAAAAUAUUUUUUCGCGCUCCAAAGGAGAGAUUGGUUUGAAGGUUUUUGUCACAGAUGACCCUUCUUUAAGAUCCUCAAACCCUAUUCCUGCUGUGGAAUCCUUUUUCAAUACAGACCAAAAUGAAAAUCUAACACAAGACCAAACACCACCACCGGUAUCAUUUACAGACUCAAUCCUCAACAGCGUCUCUAGAAAGAAAACCGAGACAAGGCACACGUUUCAUAACAUUGCAAAAUCAAGUAGUGAACAAAAACAGCAGUCUAAGCCUGCAGCAGAUGCCAACCCUAGUGUAACAUUUGGGAUUCAUGAGAUGAAAUCAUCACAGGCUCCUCCAAAAGUUGUUCAAGCAUUUGCAGGUCCACAAGAGUUUUCGGUGAAAGAAACAAGCCCUACUCUUGGAGGGGGAAAAGUUGUUGGGGGAAGGGUUAUUCGCGGGAGCAUGCCGGCCACAUCCAGCAGCUAUGACCUUGUUGAAUCAAUGAAGUAUAUUUUUGUAAGAGUUGUAAAAGCGCGCGACCUUCCUUCGAUGGAUAUGACAGGUAGCCUUGACCCCUAUGUGGAGGUAAAGGUUGGAAACUUCAAAGGAACUACCAACCACUUUGAGAAAAACCAAAACCCUGAAUGGAACAAGGUGUUUGCCUUUGCCAAGGACAAUCAGCAAUCAUUUAUUCUUCAAGUUACGGUUAAAGACAAGGACAAGAUAUCAGAUGAUGUUGUUGGAACUGUGACGUUUUCUGAUCUGCAUGAUAUCCCUGAACGUAUUCCACCUGAUAGUCCAUUGGCUCCUCAGUGGUAUAGGAUUGAGAACAAGAAUGGAGAAAAGAGAGGGGAGUUGAUGCUUGCUGUUUGGAGAGGCACACAAGCUGAUGAGGCUUUUCAAGAUGCUUGGCAUUCUGAUGCAGUAGUCUCCCCUGAUGGAAGCACUAUAUCUAACUAUGCUCAGAUUCGAUCGAAAGUUUACAUGUCUCCGAGAUUAUGGUAUGUACGCGUCAAAGUGAUCGAGGCACAGGACUUAGUUUCAUCUGACAAGUCUAAAGUUCCAGACGUCUAUGUUAAGGUACACAUUGGCAACCAGAUUAUAAAGACGAAGCCAUUAAGGGACAUGAACCCGCAGUGGAAUCAUGAGGCGUUGUUUGUCGCCGCUGAACCUUUUGAAGAGCCUUUGGUCUUCACAGUUGAAGAACGCAGUGCCAACAAGGAUGAGACUAUUGGCAAUGUUGUUAUUCCUUUAAACAGAAUUGAAAAGCGUGCUGAUGAUAGGCCUAUCCGUGAUCACUGGUAUCUUCUUGAAAAGUCCAUGUCAUCUGCUAUGGAGGACCAAGCGAAAAAGAAAGAGAAAGAGAAGGAGAAGGACAAGUUCUAUAGCAGAAUCCGUGUCAUUGCCUUUCUUGAUGGUGGAUACCAUGUGCUAGAUGAGUCAACUUAUUACAGUAGUGAUCUAAGGCCAACCACAAGGCAAUUAUGGAAGAAGCCAAUUGGUGUGUUAGAACUUGGCAUUUUGAAUGCUGAUGUAUUGCCAAUUCCAACCAAAAAUAGGGAUGGAAGGGGAACAGCAGAUACAUACUGUGUGGCAAAGUAUGCCCACAAGUGGGUGCGCACUAGAACCAUUGUUAACAAUCUAAACCCAAAGUUCCAUGAACAGUACACUUGGGAAGUUCAUGACACAGCUACAGUUCUCACCUUGGGGGUAUUUGAUAAUGCACAGAUUACUAAUUCUUCAAAUGGUAACAAAGAUUCCAAGAUUGGAAAGGUUCGGAUAAGGAUCUCAACGCUAGAAGCUGGUCGUGUUUACACCCACUCUUAUCCAUUGUUAUCAGUGCAAAACUCUGGCCUCAAGAAGAACGGGGAAGUGCACUUGGCCAUACGGUUCUCAUGCACCUCAAUGGCUAACAUGAUGGCUUUGUAUUUAAAACCCCAUUUGCCAAAGAUGCACUACACAAAGCCCCUUAACAUCAUGGACCAGGAAAGGCUGAGACUUCAGGCUGUGCUCAUUGUUGCAUCUAGACUAGGCAGGGCAGAACCCCCUCUUAGGAAAGAAGUGGUUGAGUACAUGUCUGACUCAGAAUCUCAUUUGUGGAGCAUGCGGCGCAGCAAGGCCAACUUCAACCGUUUGAAGGAGGUGUUUUCCGGGCUACUUGCAUUUGGAACUUGGUUUGGACAAAUUGCAACAUGGAAGAACCCUUUUGUGACAGUGCUGCUGCACAUUCUCUACUUAAUGCUUGUGUGUUUUCCUGAACUUAUUCUACCAACCGUGUUCCUAUACAUGUUUGUAAUAGGGAUGUGGAAAUGGAGGUUCCGCCCGAGAUACCCUCCUCACAUGGAUGCUAGUCUCUCUUGUGCAUAUGUAACCAGCCCUGAGGACUUUGAUGAGGAAAUGGACACUUUUCCAACCACAAAGAGCUUUGAUAUCGUUCGUUGGAGGUAUGAUAGGUUGAGAAGUCUGGCAGGGAAGGUUCAGAGUGUUGUUGGACAGAUAGCAACUCAAGGAGAAAGAAUCCAUGCUCUUAUAAAUUGGAGGGAUCCACGUGCCACUUCGAUAUUCAUGGUGUUUUGCCUUGUGACUGCUAUAGUUUUGUAUGUGACACCACCACAGAUGUUGUUUAUUCUAUCUGGAUUUUACCUAAUGAGGCACCCUAUGCUUCGGGGUAAGACGCCAGGAGCACCGAUCAAUUUCUUCCGCAGGUUGCCUGCUCUCACAGAUAGCAUGCUGUAAAUAUAGACCCUUGUUUUGUGCAAACCAAGUUUUGGUGCUGCCAAUAUUUGAAUCUGGUUUAAGUUUUUUUGGCAGUGCUUGUACAAGUCUUUGUUCCUUGAGUCAUGAUUGUUGAUACAAAAAUGUACACAUUCUGUGGAAAAUUCACAAGUGUAUUUUAUUUAUACUACUGUUUUUUUUAUUCUGUGCCGGCCUUAUAGGAUUUGAUCAGAUGCUUGUAGUGGAAAUAUGCUGGCACUUAUAAAAACUGGAAUACUAUCCUUAUGCACUCACUACUUAUAUGGCAAAUUAACAAAUUAUAUUA
This is a messenger RNA of Glycine soja, 4032 nucleotides long. Its product is annotated as FT-interacting protein 3-like. The record is from RefSeq and is a predicted model, not a curated record. The transcript has 4 exons. Lineage: Eukaryota; Viridiplantae; Streptophyta; Magnoliopsida; Fabales; Fabaceae. The coding region runs from base 678 to 3728 and encodes 1016 amino acids.